Hypoxylon trugodes is the source of this 1233-nucleotide messenger RNA. RefSeq lists its product as uncharacterized. NCBI's taxonomy places the organism in Eukaryota, Fungi, Ascomycota, Sordariomycetes, Xylariales, Hypoxylaceae. The transcript has 3 exons. The record is from RefSeq and is a predicted model, not a curated record. The coding region runs from base 1 to 1233 and encodes 410 amino acids.
AUGGAUUUCAUUCGGGCAAAUGUCUUGCGGAGGGGUCAGACUUCGGAUGGACAGGCACAGGCCUCGCAACAACAGAGGCAGGUUGAGAUGGGCGAACAACCGAACUCCCGCACAAGACGCUUCUCGAUAAGUCGACCACCCAUGCCAUCAUUGUCUAUGGGUCGAUCGCGCACAAAUGAACAACCUCAACGGACCGAUGGCGAUAGAUCAGAAGAUGAUAGUCCGAAAACGCCACGCUUCAACUUGGGGCUUCCGAAUAUGCCCUCUACUCGUUUACAUGUACCGAACCUAAACCGACCACCAACUCGAGAUUCACCCGGGCCAAUGUCACCUGACCGGGCUGAACGACCAUCCGAACCUGCGUCACAACCCAUACCCCGAAUACAAACCGAACAGGUUCCUCCCAUAUCUGAACCACCACCUUCUCAUGGGAAUGGCAGCUCGGAAGGUGGGGACGCAGGACGCUCGCGAUUUCGAGGCGCUGAUCCGGGCGAGACUCACUUAGCCGAUCUCGUACACAGAGGGCGGCGGCAUCGCCGCAAUCCUCAAAGCCGGAGACAUGAGCCUGAGCAGGAUGGGCGCCCCAAAAGAUUUUUAUUCUGCUUCCCAUGGGUCAGAUCGAGGCGCAUACGCUCUCAAAUUCUCCGUUGUUUCGUCUCGGGCAUUCUCCUCAUUAUCAUGCUUGCUGUUUAUCUUGCCCUUUCGAUCACGAAGAACGUUAACAGCAACGAGUUUACGGUGCUUCUAGUCCUCGUCAUACUCUUUGCGACUAUUUUCUUUUGCCAUGGCUUGAUUCGGAUUUGUAUGAUAAUUAUCAAGCCACCUAAUGAUGACGAUGAAGAGCGUCCACCCAUGCCGCGAUUAAUGGAGCCUGGCGGUUAUGCAGUUCCGCGGCGACCCAUUCACGUCAUUCUUGCACGCGACGAAGAGUUUGCAGGAAAUAAUGAUACGGCAAACAAACUGGAACCUCCGGCUUACGGGCUCUGGCGCGAGAGCGUGCGUGUUGAUCCAGACCGCCUAUAUUGGCAACGCAACGAACAAGCACCCACAGAGAGUGAUGAGGAGAGUUCACAUUCAGAAGCGGGUCACGCUCGACCACCGUCUUACGCAUCGGAAGACGGCGUAUCCUAUGUUGUUGAAGCUCGUCCAAGAUCUAUAGUUCCACCGACGGAAGUUCCGCUUCCACCACACCCCUCAGAGGUUGGACGCGUCUCCGGGACAGAACUGAUAUGA